Drosophila busckii is the source of this 1670-nucleotide messenger RNA. It is a transcript of the gene MESK4, whose product is annotated as leucine-rich melanocyte differentiation-associated protein. NCBI's taxonomy places the organism in Eukaryota, Metazoa, Arthropoda, Insecta, Diptera, Drosophilidae. The coding region runs from base 114 to 1040 and encodes 308 amino acids. The transcript has 3 exons. The record is from RefSeq and is a predicted model, not a curated record.
UUCCAGUCUUGAGCUAGCGUUGGAAGUAGCACCAUCCCAUCAUAAACUACAGCUGCAUUAUCAACAUUACAAUACGUAAGAUUUACAUUAUUCCGUAAUGCUUAGCAGUAGUUAUGUCUGAAGCAUCAACAUCUGAACGUUCAAACUCUGAAGAUCUAACUAGCAACAACUGUCGCCUGCAGGAAGUGCUCAAGAGCUGUGCCAAAAUUCAGUCACUGGAGAGUUUGCCAUUGGAGAACGAUUACAACGACGUGUAUCUGGCUACGGAUAAAAUGAUCUCACCUAAUCCAUAUUCCAUUAGCGGCUAUAUAUCGAACAGCAGCUGCACCAGUGAAGAUGCUUAUACGGACAUUGUACUCGAACAGGACAACCGCAUAUCACUGGCCUAUGAGAAUCUCAACACUAUACCCCGACGACUGGCAGACAAGUUUGCCGCACAAACAAAAUUUCUGGAUCUCAGCUACAACAACUUCAAGAAUCUUAAGUUUUUGUCAUUUUUUGAUGAGCUACACACGCUCAUAUUGGAUCGCAAUAGCAAUUUAGAUGUGAAUACAUUUCCCUAUCUGCCUAGUUUGAAGAUACUGUGGAUUAAUAACUGCGAUAUCAGCAAUAUAACCGACUGGAUACAUCGCAUCAAAAGUGAGUGCCCAGCCUUGGAGCAGCUCUCCUGUAUGGGUAAUCCUGGCAUGCAAACGGUGUUCCAGUGCUCCAAGAGCGCCCUCGAAUAUAUACUUGAUGUGCUGCCGAAUCUUAAAUAUUUAGAUGGCGUUUCCCGCCCAGGACUCACUGAGAGAAAUCAUUAUAAAGACAACGAAAGGCGCACAACGUCCGCUUCAACUUCAUCCACGACUGGACUGGGUAAUGAUUCAACAAGCACUUCGGAAAAGCUAAGCCGCCAACACAGAAUCGUCUGCCCACAUUCUAAUCCUACGCACAGUUUUAAGGACUUUUUUCGUAUAAAAACCAACAAGAAACAAAACCAAAAUUCAACUGUUAGUCGUAAGCUCUACGCCAAUGGUAAUGGCUCAUCCACAAACUAAGUUGUACCAUAGGAGUGCAUGUAGCGAGAGUCCAAUAGAGUCUCAUAUCGUGCUGUUAUUUUUAGUCGCGCUUAUCAGGGCAGCUUGGAGGCUUUUGCAAUGCCCUCAGCUCGCAGUACAUUGCUCUCGAUUCCACCUACAAAGCGAUAUGUGCAUAGUAAAUACACAUUUAAGUAUACAAAUGUAUUUAUUUUGCGUAUGUUCGCGAACAAUUUAAUUGUAAAAUGACUUGCAAAUCAUAUGUUCUUUUACUUACAUGUGUGUGCUAGACUUAGUAUUUGUAGGCAGCUUGGCAGAGUUACACAAAAAACGUGUAAAAAAUCUUUUAAAAUUGUGUGACCAAUAAAGACACUUGCUUGGCUUAGUUUUUGACAAUACAUUAUCUUAACUACUUUCAUAUUUCAAUGCGCAUUAGUUUCGCUGUUCUCAAACAAUUACUGUAUUUAAUGACAUGCAUAUACACGUACGUUAGCUUCUUUAAAAACAAAAUGUGUUUUGAUAGUUUCUAGUGUAUUUCUUUGUUUUUUUUUUUUUGGAAUUAUUUAGGUUUUAUGGUAUUGCAUCUACGCUAACAAACAUAAAAACGGUCAAUUUGAUUUGAUGUCCAAAUUGCCAAAGGCGGAGUCCAAA